UCGUGGCCGAGGCAAUUUGGACGUCUGGUAAGUUGUUGUUGAGCGAGUUGACUGAAAGGGGGGAAGGUGAGGAAUGGGGUAGCUCCACUACACAACACUCUAUAUGCAUCUGGAGGCUAUCUGGAUCAUGUGCAUUCGGACGAGCUUUAACACCUCAAAUGCAUUCGGACUAGAAGGCGUCCAAAUGCAUGUAGAGUGUUGAGUAGUGGAACGAGGCCCGACGAGCAGUGGUAGUAGUAGUAGUAGUAGUAGUAGUAGUAGUAGUAGGAGUGCUACUACGACGAGGAGGAGGGACGAGUUCCCCUCCUCCUGCUUGCUUCUCGAUAGCGUGGUAAUUGGAAAGGUGGGCGUAGUUGCGCGAUGCCGACGGGGGGAAGCGGAAGCGUGCGCUCUCAUCGCGCAGCAACGCAGUGGGAGUGAGGGAAGUUGAAGUUGGUACACGUCAGCUGUUGGGUUAGACCCCUUAUGUAAUUAAUUAAUCAUCGGUGAGCUUGGGGAAGGUGGUUGCGAAGGACGAGAGGAAGAGGGUGGAUUUGAAUGACAGGAGGAGGAGGAGGAGGAGGAGGAGGAGGAGGAGGAGGAGGAGGAGGAUUGAAACGAAAAGGUAGGUAGUGGGGUGUUGAGAGCGCAUGAUGAGGGAGGGUUGGGCCGGGAUCCCGACCUCGAUACGGUCACUGCCUUCCGCGAUGACGGCGUUUUCAUCUGUACCUGGAGCGGGGUCCGGUCGGGAUGCCAAUCUGUAUCAUGAACGUGAGGAUGGAGAGCGGAAUGAGAUGGACAGGAUCGCGACAGAGGAGGAGGAGGAGGAGGAGGAGGUGAUGAUGAUGAUGAUGAGGGUAUCGGAAGUGGAGGAAGAACCUGUUGUUGCCAGCGGCAGUAGGCCGCCGUCGCAAGCAACGGACAGUCCCUCCUCCUCGUCGAGGGAGGAGAGCGAGAAGGAGGUGGUCCUCCUCAUUGAAGAGUGUAGAAUCUGCAAAGAGGGAGGCGGGGGGGAAAUGAUUAAGCCGUGUGAAUGUGGAGGCACAAUGGCCAGAGUCCAUCUCAAAUGUUUGCAGCAAUGGAUCAGCCGACGACGUCAUGUUAAUAUCAGCGAAGCGGGACGGUGUGAGAUCUGUAAAUCGGAUUACAAACUGCGAAUCAAGGAAGAAUUCGAGUGCAGCGUGGCAAGGCUGUGCUCAUUCGCUUCAUUAAGCUUCUAUGCGGAAUUCAUUACCAUUCUAGUGACACUCACUGCGAUGGUGGCACUUCUCUUCCUCUUUUUCAAGAGCCGCCAAAAUGCUACGAAAGUGACACUGUAUGUAGCAGUCGUCAUGGGACUCUCGGUUUUGGCGCUCGGGUGUUUCACACUUAUAAAGGUCUCAGUGAGGUGGAGAAGGGCGAAUUCUGUGCCGGUGAUAACUCCCCUUUCGCCAGCCCGCUUGCUGCCACAUGAUCCUGCCUGAUAUGCAAAAUUGCGGAAUUGAUGAUGAGCGAUCUCCUACUUCCCCUUGCGCGGCUCUGCGCAUGUGCAGAAGCCAAAAGCCCCACCCAUGGGUUGCUAUACCGAAUGCAUUUCCCGUUCUCCCCGAUACCAGGGGAGGGGAGUCGUCGCGCCCAUCGAUGCGAGCUCGCCUUUGCUGGCCUGCUUGGUGGUAGUUGGAUCUGGCUCGACGCCUCGACCGGUCGGACAGAUAGUGAGUGAUGCCCUGUGCCCCCUUGUGUGGCUGUGUGUCAAUUCUUAUGAAGGAGGGCCGCCAACGGCUUGACGUGUACAACGAGCUUCGUGUUUUGCCGGAUGGUUGCAUCGUGGUUGCUGUUCUGUGUAAAGUCUAAUGCUGUUGGGAAGAAAACUUUUGUGUUGUGGUAAGGUGAUAUUGCAUAGUAUGUAGCGUGGUGCCGCAUGUGUGAGGAGACAUUGAAUUGCAUUUCACUGUUGUAAUAUGAAAGUGAGCAAGCAUAUUCGAAGGGUGAUCACUUCAGUUCAAGAGUCGAGAGUACAGGUGUGGCAGCAGUGCGUAACGGGAUUAUUUGUGUUGUGCGCUCAGUGCUCGUUCCGAGGACUGUUUCGUUCCGUCGAGUUCUCAUGGCAGUUGCUUUUGUGCUAACGGGAACUGGCAGGCUGUUAUACCAUGUGGUUGGUCAGCUGGCACUUUCUGACCGGUCCGUCCCUCUCUCUAAAAGAGGGAGCAGCAGCUGUGAGAAAGCUGCUGAUCGGUUUGUAUUGCUACUGAAGGGUUGAGCAUCUACGCGUCAGAGAGACGCAGGGGGGUCAGCUGAGGCGGUAUGGUUUUGGCUGGAGGAGAACCGGUAGGCCGUUGUGCCGUGCGUUUGGUCAGCUGGCAUUUUCUGAGCAGCCCCGUGCUCUUGUAAAGUGGGAGCACUGGUGGGAAGGCUGAUCAGUGUCUAGUGCUGCAACGCACUGCUACUGGAUGGUCGAACGUCUGUGCUUCAGUGAGAGCCAGGCCGGUGGGCUGAGGCUGGACAUCCACGAUGGAUAGAACAACGAGGAGGCUGGAGAUCCACGAUGGAUGGAACAACGUGGUGAAUCUGAGUGGUAGGGAAACUCAGUAUCAAGAUGUCUGAAUAGUGUAGGGUAAUGACACUCAGGAUAAAGAUGUGUAUGACACUGUGUGUUGAAUAGAGUAGUGCUGCUCGGCGUAAAUCUCUAAGCCUGCUGCAGCUCCUUGUCGAAUCUGCAACGACCAUCGUUUCCCAAGUGGAAUGUGGGCCAAGAUGUGUGUGUGGAAGGAAUAUAGCUUACAGCUACUCGGGGUAAAUCUCAAAGCCUGCCGCAACUCCUGCCUUAAUCUGCAAUGACCAUCGUUUCCCAAGUGGAAGGAGUAUUGCCCUGCACACAGUUUGCAGAAUCAUUGACAUUCUCGAGGACGUGGCUUUUUGGUCCGUCAGCGUCUCAGAGUCUUUUGCUGUUGUUGUCUAGCCGCUCAACUUGAAGUGUUCAGUGGCGCUGCGUUUCCUGGUGCUGUGGCUGAAAGCAGUUGUUGCUCUUGGGCACUUCAUCGACUCGAUCCAGAUGCAUGUGUGUGUGUGUGUGUGUGUGUGUGUGUGUGUGUGUGUGUGUGUGUGUGUGUGUGUGCGCGCGCUGAAGACGAACUUCAACGCCAUUUCACAUCACGCUGUUUACAGUCAUUGAUCGGAGCAGUACCUUGGGAGGAUCUGCAGAGUGACAGAUGGCUACCUUGAUUUGUUUUUAACUCUUGUUGUUCUAUCUGUUUCAUUCUGCCAGACGCUUUUCGCCAUGGUAUUGGACAAUCAAUCGCCUCCAUGAGACCAGGUCCCUACCCAGCCUUGAUUAGACGAGGUAAGCCCGUUCCCGCGCUUAAUAAUCCUUGUAGUGUAUAGUGCAUCAAUUUCCUCUUUAGUUCUUGUGCCAAAACGGUUAUCGUUCUGCCGUCUCGUUUCAACCUCGUGCUUUUGGUCAUCAACCGGGUGCAUACAAAGGAUAUAUUCUCUGCGCGGGGAGAAGAAAUGUGUGGUCUGUCUGUUUGGAAUAUCAUUAUCGUUAUGACUCUUACGAGAGAGUGUAAGAUUUCGGUGAGUGUCUCAGACCUUGGAUUGUUCCUCAGUGAGUGUAAGAUUUCGGGUUAAGCGACCGAUGGUGUGUCCGAUCGCAUCCUGUAGACAAGGUUGAUUUCUUUUGUGCUGUUGUUGGGCAGAAGGUGAAGUCCGAUUACCGUUCUCUUUCCUUAGAGAUAAUGAAUAAUAAGGAUGGAGCGCAUGGCGAAUAAGAGAGGGACAAAGGUGGAGUGAGGAGAAGGAGGCUGCCCUUCCACUGAAAGCCGCUACAUUUGGUUAAGACAUGGAAAAUGAUUCUGUAUAAGGACAGAGAUAGAGGAGGAGGAGGAGGAGGAGGAGGAGGAGGAGGAGGAGGAGGAGGAGGAAGAGUAGUGUGUAAAUUUUUCUUAUUAGACUUGUAGUUAUGAUUUGACUUUCUCCCAUCCCUCCCCCCCCCUCCUCCCGCAUCUAGGCUAAGUUUGUAGCCUUUAAGUGAAAAAUUGUAUAUUGACCCUGUAGGAGUACCAAUUAAAGAAUUGAUACAUAGGCUCAGGUUUUAGUAGAGAAGUGAUGGCAAGCAUCCUUGAAGUAAGGGGGCUGCAAUGUAAAAGAAGAAGAAGUCACUGCCCAUUUUUUAUUAUUUGAAGGCUUUUUCGGGAUCCACCCCCCCAAAAGGUUGAUUUGGUUUUGUAUUUGGAAGGUGGCUGAGAUUACGUAACACUGAAUAAAAGUCAGCUUUGAAA
Chara braunii is the source of this 4235-nucleotide messenger RNA. NCBI's taxonomy places the organism in Eukaryota, Viridiplantae, Streptophyta, Charophyceae, Charales, Characeae. The record is from the annotation of a GenBank genome assembly.